AUGUUUGGUUCUAUUCUUAAUGUUCUUGAAUCACUUGUUCUUGAUGCGCGAUUAUUGGAUGAAAGAGCCAAGGCAAUGGGAUAUCUCAAAGCUUGUCGAACAUAUGAGGUUGUGUUCAUGUUGCAUUUGAUGAGUGAUGUUUUAGCAAUCACAAAUGAGCUUAAUAAAUGCUUACAAAAAAAGGAGCAAGAUUUGGCAAAUGCUAUGCUACUUGUUGAAGUAGCAAAAAUAAGGUUGCAAGCGUAUAUGGAUGAAGAAUGGGAUUCUCUUAUUGCUAGGGUGUCUUUGUUUUGUAUCAAGCAUGAAAUUUUGGUUCCUAACUUUGAGGAGCCAUAUGUUAGCUCUUUAAGAUCACGAAGGAGACUUGGUGACAAUAAAGUCUCUCAUCAUUAUCGUCUUGAGGUAUUUUGCAAUAUUAUUGAUUGGCAACUUCAAGAACUUAAAGAUCAUUUUGGCGAAGCGACGACUGAUUUGCUUCAUGGAAUUUCUUGUUUGAAUCCAAUUGACUCAUUUCAAGUUUUGACAUCAGGAAAAUAA
Lycium ferocissimum is the source of this 537-nucleotide messenger RNA. RefSeq lists its product as uncharacterized. NCBI's taxonomy places the organism in Eukaryota, Viridiplantae, Streptophyta, Magnoliopsida, Solanales, Solanaceae. The record is from RefSeq and is a predicted model, not a curated record. Bases 1 to 537 code for a protein of 178 amino acids. The transcript has a single exon.